Punica granatum (pomegranate) is the source of this 1103-nucleotide messenger RNA. The record is from RefSeq and is a predicted model, not a curated record. Lineage: Eukaryota; Viridiplantae; Streptophyta; Magnoliopsida; Myrtales; Lythraceae.
UACCGCGAAAGCAGAGAGAGAGAGAGAGAGAGAGAGAGAGAGGAUGUUUCAGCUUCAGUCUCUCUGCACUAUCCCCUCCCAAAACCCUAGGCUCUGCUUCCACCGCUCUCUCAUCUCCCGUCAACCCCUCGGCUGCGACCGCUCGACCACCGGCGGAGCCUCCCGGGUGCCUGUAUCUCGGAGCUCGAACCGGAAUCUCUCCUUGAAAUGCCGCCAGUCCGAGUACUACGAGCAGCAGCAGCGGUACGGCGCAGCAGUGAACUCCUCCACCGGUGGUGCGGGAACCUCACCACCUAAGGUUUUCGUGGGCCAUUCGAUAUACAAAGGAAAGGCGGCAUUGACAGUUGAGCCGAGAGCUCCGGAUUUUACUUCUUUGGAGUCAGGAGCAUACAAAUUGUCCAGGGAAGGAUUUGUGCUGCUUCAGUUUGCACCAGCAGCAGGCGUUCGCACAUAUGAUUGGAGUAGAAAGCAGGUUUUCUCGUUAUCAGUGACAGAGAUAGCUACUGUUAUUGGCCUUGGUGCGAGGGACUCCUGUGAAUUCUUCCACGAUCCUUUCAAAGGGAAAAGUGACGAGGGCAAGGUACGGAAGGUUUUGAAGGUUGAGCCCCUUCCAGAUGGCUCUGGGCACUUCUUUAACCUCAGUGUUCAAAACAAGAUGGUGAAUGUGGAUGAGAGUAUUUAUAUCCCUGUCACUAAAGCGGAACUUACUGUCCUUGUCUCUGCUUUCAAUUUCAUAUUGCCCUACUUGUUGGGCUGGCAUGCUUAUGCGGACACGGUAAGGCCCGAUGAUGCCCAAAGAACAAACAAUGCGAAUCCUAGGUAUGGCGGGGACUUCGAAUGGAGCAGAUAAAAGGGUUUUGAUUAGAGCCUCUUCAGCACUGGUGAACAUAGACACGAAUAUUUUAUGAGCUUCUAUGCUCAUUUGUAUCUUCCCGAUAGGGGGAAAUUUUGUACGUGACAUUACUCAUAAUGUGGUAUCUCUUCGCUCUCUUGAUUGUCUCAGUAUUCAUGUCGUAUCUAUUUUGUGAUCUAUCGAUCAAGCUAAAAAUCGUGUACCUGAAGCACCUGGAGAAUGGACAGGUUAUGUUGCUUAUUGGUCUUAA